AUGGCAAUCAAGCUCAACCUCCAAAAAGCGUAUGACAAAGUCAAUUGGAAGUUCAUCCAAGCCAUCCUUCUCUAUUUCGACUUCAAUGACACCUUCACAAAUUGGGUUAUCUCCUGCAUAUCAUCUGUCUCAUUUGAGGUUCUAGUCAAUGGGGGUAAAACAAAGAGUUUCAAGCCUAGCAGAGGACUUAGGCAAGGCGACCCUUUGUCACCUUAUCUCUUUAUCCUGGAGCAAGAAGUUUUAUCCAGGUUGCUUGAUCAUGAGCUUAGGUCGAAUAAUAUAUGUGGCAUCGAAACAAGCAUCUCUGGCCCAACCAUCACCCAUGUCAUGUACACGGACGACGUUGUGCUAUUUACUAAGGCAACCAAGGGAGAUGCUUCAAACUUGGUUCAGGUCUUGAAUAAAUAUUGUAGCUAG
Quercus robur (English oak) is the source of this 417-nucleotide messenger RNA. RefSeq names its product secreted RxLR effector protein 78-like. Bases 1 to 417 code for a protein of 138 amino acids. The record is from RefSeq and is a predicted model, not a curated record. NCBI's taxonomy places the organism in Eukaryota, Viridiplantae, Streptophyta, Magnoliopsida, Fagales, Fagaceae. The transcript has a single exon.